UGGUCUACAGAGUGAGUUCCAGGACAGCCAGGGCUACACAGAGAAACACUGUCUCCAAAAAACAAAAAACAAAAACAAAAAACUAGAUGUAAUAAAGUUAGAGUCAAAAAGAGAAUGAACCCCCUCCUCAGAAUAUUAAGUAAAGGCUGCAUAAUAAGGAACACAAUGAAUGUUCAUAAAUUACACUGAGAAGCGAAACAGGCUUGGGACAGAUUUGUGAUUGAGGAAAAACGUUCAUCCUAGGUCAGGUCCAAGGAUGCAGCCACAGGUAUGCACUGUGAUAAAGCAAGGCCAUGUGAAACUGCUGCUUUGAACUUAUGAGCUUAUAGAAUGAAACACUGCUUUGAACUCACUAUCAACAUCUUCUGAAACUCCCACUUUGUGUAAACAUUUUAUCUGUGAGGUAUUUUAUAAAGAAUGUUUGUCUAAGAAGGUAUAAAAAGGCUGAGAGAAAAUUAAGUGGCUGUUGGGGCUCUGCUCCAUCCACCAUAGAUAUAGAUAUAGAUUAUAGAUAGGUAGAUUAUAGAUAGAUAAACAUGUAUAUAUACAAAUAUAUAUCAUAUGUAUGUCUAUACGUAUGUACAUAUGUGUAUGUAUAUAAGUAUUCAUGUGCACUUGUGAUAUUGAUGAAACAGGUGGUCAGGCCCAGUGUGUGUAUGUGUCUGUGUAUGACCUCUCUUAUCUUUUUAUUUCUGACCAGCCUCUUAAGAGUUCAGAGUUUCAGGCUGGGCAUUCUUGCCAGCCACAGAUAAUUAAGUUUUGUUCCUGUAAAUCGCCCACCACUGUUGGUGAGGCCUCUGUUGGCUGCUAUUAGCACUGACCCCAAUCUACACACCAUACCUCAUUGCUUUCCUCAGUUACCUGGUUGUCAGAACAGGCUUUUGGCAAGUUCUGAGCCUGUCUCCUUUUACCUCCUGCCUCUGACCAGGACAGAUUCUGGGCCAUCUGACAUGGAGUGACAUCUCCAGAACCAGCUAGCAACGUUGCCUAGGAUGUUAGCCAUCCUCCUUGGGUAACAGGCUCCAGGCUGACUGCCCUCUGUCUUAGCUGUUCAAAGGAGCCCAAGCCCUGAAGACGGACAUCUCCCUCUUACUAAGCCUAAGGUCUGCCUUUCAUAAUGUGAUCAGACCAUGCUGGACAAGGUCUGGGGUUUGAUCCCAACUGCAAAACAAACGAAAAAGUGAUCAUAUCUAUCCUGCUCCUGUGAGGCCUGUCAAGGGCAGACCUGAGACCAAGUUCAGGGAAAUGCUUCCAAGGUGCUCACAGACUUCUUGGAUAAGAGGGCAGGACUCCACUUUUGGCACAUCUCCCUGCCCGGGCUUAGUUGCUUGGCAACAGCUCUGUCUGUGAUAUACCAUGGCAGCCAAGAGGAUACUGGUGUAUUGAAAUGGGGACACCUUCCCAGGCCACCAGCUGGUGGUGACCCAACACUGCUACCCCACCAUGGUCUACACUCUUAGUGAUGGCCACCCUGUCACCAACCUGGCUGACCUACAGAAUGGAGGGCAGUAUGUGGCUGCCAACUUUGAACGAUUCCACAAGCUCCAGGAGUCUCGAGAUCCUUCCCCUUACCUGGCUGUUCUUUGUCUCAGUGCGUUCAGGAAUGGGGACCUGCUGAGUCCCCUCUUUAGUCUGAGGCCGUCCCAGACUGCCAUCCAGGACUGGGAAACGGUGCUGAAGCUGCUGACUGAGAAGGCCAUGUUACAGAGUGGGGCUGUGCGCGAACUCUGCACCCUUGAGGGGCUCCCACUGUCCACAGGGACUGCUCUGGUGAAUGGCCAUUACUAUGUGGCUGUUGGGGAGUUCAAGGCCCACCCUGUGGACCUGCUGGUGCCCAGCCCCUCUCUGUCCAAGGGCUGCUGGUGUCCUCCAAGCCUGAAGUAGAAAGCCCACAGGCAGAGGGUCCAGGGCCACAAGGCCCUGGUAGCCCAGCCUUCUCCAAAGGAGCCAAGAGAAACUGAGCCAUCCAGUUUCUAUGGCAGAUCCCAGCAAGCCUGGGUAUCAGCCAAUGUUGCCUGUUUAUUAGGAGUUAAGGGAGUGUAUGGGGCUUCUCUGUACCCGAGGAAGGGGACAUCUGGGGCUUAGGAAGUGGAUCAGUCAGCCAAAGCACUGGAAUGGAGCUGUGGAGGCGUCCAGCCACUCCUGGUUGAGACUGCAGCCAGCCCUUCCCAUGUAGUGGAGGCACUGUGGAUGCUGACAGUCUAG
Grammomys surdaster is the source of this 2205-nucleotide messenger RNA. RefSeq names its product doublecortin domain containing 2B (gene Dcdc2b). Gene Ontology annotation, biological process: intracellular signal transduction. The record is from RefSeq and is a predicted model, not a curated record. Gene Ontology annotation, cellular component: microtubule organizing center; microtubule. Lineage: Eukaryota; Metazoa; Chordata; Mammalia; Rodentia; Muridae.